Messenger RNA from Beta vulgaris subsp. vulgaris (sugar beet), 1764 nucleotides. RefSeq lists its product as uncharacterized. The transcript is spliced from 6 exons. The coding region runs from base 1 to 1764 and encodes 587 amino acids. NCBI's taxonomy places the organism in Eukaryota, Viridiplantae, Streptophyta, Magnoliopsida, Caryophyllales, Amaranthaceae. Gene Ontology annotation, molecular function: RNA-DNA hybrid ribonuclease activity; nucleic acid binding. The record is from RefSeq and is a predicted model, not a curated record.
AUGAAUUUUGGAAACAAAAAAGUAAGUACUUACUUACUCAAGGGGAUGCUAAACACUAGUUAUUACCAUGCUCAUGCAUCUAUAAGGCGUAAUCGUAACCAGAUCUCGGAAUUUGUCUCCCAAGACAACAUUUCUUUGACGACUCCCAUUGCGAUCUCUCGACCUGUCACCCACGAAUUUGCUCAACGCUUUCUCUCUAAUCCAGCUUGUUCCUUCGAUGUCCAGUCGGAUUUUAGUCUUAUUUCGCCACUCAUUUCGGAGGAGGAUAAUCUCUUCCUUUGUGCUCCUCCAUCAGGGGAGGAGAUUAAGUGCACUACCUUUGAUUUAGCUCCGGAUAAAUCCCUCGGGCCUGAUGGGUUCCCUCCGGGUUUUUUCCAAAAGUAUUGGACGCUUGUUGGUAAUUCAGUCAUUCGUGCCGUUCAAGCUUUUUUCCAUUCAGGUAAACUUCUUAAGGAAGUUAAUCAUACUUUUUUGGCAUUAAUUCCUAAAAUUGACAAUCCUACCUCGGCCAAUCAUUUCAAACCCAUUAGCUUGUGCUCAACUAUUUACAAAGUUAUCUCCAAAGUCCUUACUCGUAGGCUUAAGGUAGUCAUGGGGAAGUUGAUUCAUCCUCUUCAAGGUGCUUUUGUGCCUGAACGGUUUAUUCAAGAUAAUAUUUUGUUAGCUCAUGAGGAUUUUCGGAGAAGUGGGUGGCUUGGUUUCGAGUGUAUCUCUACAGCUUCUUUCUCAGUUCUUGUUAAGGAAUCCCGGGUGACUCUUUCCAGUCGUCAAGAGGGAUCAGACAAGGGGAUCCUCUUCCCCGUACUUGUUUAUUCCUUGGCGGAACUUCUAGCUCGUCAGUUGCGCAAGCCUCCUCCGAUCAAUUUGAGUGCCUCGCCAAAUCUCAUUGGAUGGGAUAGGAUUUGUAAGCCAAAGUGCUUUGGUGGCAUUGGCCUUCGAAAGGCGGAAGUUAAUAACAUCGCUCUUCAGCUCAAACUUCUCUGGAAGCUGCUUAAGGAUAAUAAUAGUUUUUGGGUGAAGCUGGUUCAUAAAAAAUAUGUGAAAAAUAGCUUUCUGCUGUCUCACAAGCCAUCGGUUUUGGCUUCUUGGCAGUGGAAGCGCCUCAUGAGUCUUCGCCCUUUGUUUCGGAAAGGUCUGCGUUGGCAAGUUGGCAAUGGCAUUAAAAUUAAUUUCUGGUAUGAUAAUUGGGUUUUUCAACACCCAAUUGCAGACCUGGUUAGCCCUGUUAGUGGUUCUUUUCACAUGACGGUGAGCGACUUCAUUUCCCAAAGGAGUAUAUGGAAUAUAGCUAAACUAGCCUGUUUUCUUCCUUCUCAUUUGGUCUCCCAAGUAGCUGAGUUAUUUCUCCCUUCUGAAGCUCAGGAAGAUGAAUUAGUCUGGGGUCUCUCGUCAGAUGGUGAAUACUCGGUUAAAUCAGGUGCUCUUCUAGUUCAAGGGUUGGUUGGGAGUGAUGUUCCUAAAGUUUCUUUUUCCUGGAUUUGGAAGCUCAAUGUCCCUCUCAAGGCAGCUCUUGCUAUUUCUAAGUUUGUGGCUAGUUGGUUUGGUUCAGUGGAUAGUGGUCCUUCCCUCUGCGGUCAUUCUGCUUGUGGGUUUGUGAUUCGGAAUGUGCAGGGGGAUGUUGUGUUAGCUGGUGCCCAAGCGUUGGGGUCUUCGGUUUCCAUUCUUCAGGCUGAAGCUUGGGGUCUCUGGAUCGGUAUUCGUGGUGCUCUAGCGCAAGGUAUUUCUCAUCUUCAAGUUGAGGGGGACAACUCUUCGGGAAGCUAA